AUGGCCUCCACCGCCGCCACCACCACUACCCCUGCCGCCGAGCACGAGCCCUGGUGGCGCAAGCUCUUCAGCCGCAAGAGCAAGAAGCAGGCAACCAACAAGGUCCCCGAGUCUGGCUUCGUUGGCGGCAAGCCCCCCACGCGUAUCCGCUCCACUGAGUCCAGCGUUGUCGGAUACGAGCCGACGCGCACCAUGUCCUCCAUCGUUGCCGGCGGCAUGGGCGAGAGCGUCCUCGUCGACGCUGUCCCGUGCGAGAACUCUGGAAAGCUCAGGAACAUUCAGUCCCGGAGGACCUAA
Molecule: messenger RNA, 297 nt
Organism: Trichosporon asahii var. asahii CBS 2479
Lineage: Eukaryota; Fungi; Basidiomycota; Tremellomycetes; Trichosporonales; Trichosporonaceae
Exons: 2
Coding region: 1-297 (98 amino acids)
Source: RefSeq, a predicted model, not a curated record